AUGGACCCAGAUUUGCUCGAUUUUAUUUCUUCUCCUCCUGAUUACUUACAACUAAAGUGCCCAAUAUGUCUAGAGCUCCUACUAGAGUCCCCCAAUCUUUUCAGUUGCUGUGGCAAUCACGUUUGUGGAGGCUGUGUUGGGAAUCUUAAGGAGAAGGCAUGCCCCAUGUGUAAGGCAAUCAAAUACGAGACAUUAAUUAAUAAAAGUCAUCAAAGGGCCAUCACCUCACUUAAGAUUCAUUGUUCAAAUAAAGAGAAAGGCUGUAAGUGGACCGGAGAAGUAAAACAACUUGAGACUCACUUAUCUCUUACGAAAGGAAACUGCCAAUACGAAUCUUAUAACUGUAAACAUAAAUGUGGGUCAUCACACUCCCGCAUCGCUCUGACUAGUCAUGAAAACUACUCCUGUACCAAACGGCCUAUAGUUUGCCAUUUCUGUAAGAAAUACUCUUCAACAUUUGAUGAAGUCACUAGAGUUCAUCAUGAAGUAUGUUCACAGUACCCAGUUAGGUGUCCUAAUGAUUGUGGUGCUAGUGUCAAGAGGAUUGUACUAGAUACUCAUGUAUCUACAAAUUGUCCUCAACGUAAAGUUCAAUGUGAGUUUGUGGGUAUAGGCUGUAAGUGGUUUGACAAAGAAAGGCAACUUCCUAAGCAUUUGGAGGAGAAUUGGAGAGAACACAUUGCCUUUGCAAUGUCAGUUAUGUCACACAGUGCUAAAGAGGUUGGAGAGUUAAGGCACCAGGUGACUGAGCUCCAGGAACGCAUGACAAAACUAGAGCUUGAAUCAUCAAUGGCAAAAUCAGAGUCAUGUUCAUUACCAAAGAAACAUUUACGAUCAGAAUCAGAAGAUUCAGAGGAAGAGAGCGAUGGUGAGCCAGUCACAAAGAAAUGUCUACCAGAGGCAAAGCCGAAUGUUUCAUUAUCUUCUGCAGGAGAGGCAGCACUUAAGACUACUCUAGAUCCUUCAAAGAUGAAAUGUAUAAUUACGUCGUUUGGUUAUGCAAUCCCUUUUAAAAUCCCUGAUCACAGUGUCAUUACAGCUACUCUUGUUGUUAGCAGGUGGCAUCAUAAACGUGCUCAUAAUAAUCUCCACAAAUCUCGUGCCCUUUCAAUUCCAGGCCAUCGUCAUUUGUUGCAGGUGACAGUAUAUUGUAAUGGCGUCAUGAAUGCAAGAGGAUCACAUGUUUCUGUUUGUGCUAAUGUCUACCAUGGCUCAUCGCCUUCACUACCACUGUUUAGUGGUAAGCUCCUUGUAACGCUAUUGAGCCCCAUACCCGAGUAUGAGAAGAAGUAUGGCCUCAUUAUAUUUGAUGAUACUGUUGAUGACAAGUAUCGCCGGCCUAGUCGUGAUGGCGUUGAAAUCGGGAUUAGACAGUUUGUCUCGAGUCAUUCAAUGAAUUGGAUUGUUAUUUAA
Molecule: messenger RNA, 1413 nt
Organism: Amphimedon queenslandica
Lineage: Eukaryota; Metazoa; Porifera; Demospongiae; Haplosclerida; Niphatidae
Product: TNF receptor-associated factor 2-like
Exons: 1
Coding region: 1-1413 (470 amino acids)
Molecular function (GO): zinc ion binding
Source: RefSeq, a predicted model, not a curated record